UCUUUUCUCUCUUUUUUCUUUUCUUUUAAAAACACAUAGUAUAUAGCAUGGGUUUCAGGAUAUUACAUCUGGUUCAGCCAUUCAUGGCUAUUCUUCCAGAAAUCGCCACGCCUGAUCGCAAAGUACCUUUUAAUCAAAAAGUAAUGUGGACUGCAGUGACACUAUUCAUUUUCUUGGUCAUGUCUCAAGUACCUUUAUAUGGUAUCAUGUCUUCUGAUUCAGCAGAUCCUCUCUUUUGGAUGAGAGUCAUCCUUGCUUCUAAUCGUGGUACAUUGAUGGAACUAGGUAUUACACCCAUUGUGACUUCAGGCAUGAUUAUGCAACUCUUGUCUGGUGCCAAUAUCAUUGAAGUCGACUAUAGUUUGAAAGAAGACAGAGCUUUAUUCAGUGGUGCACAAAAAUUGUUUGCUAUGAUUAUUGCUUUUGGUCAUGCUACCGUGUCUGUCUUGACAGGUCUUUACGGUAAUCCUAGUGAUAUUGGUGCUGGUGUCUGCUUGAUUUUGAUUAUUCAGCUGGUCGUAGCUUCAUUGAUCACUAUGUUAUUGGACGAAUUAUUACAAAAGGGCUAUGGUCUUGGUUCAGGCAUCAACUUGUUUAUUGCUACCAAUAUCUGUGAAACUAUCUUCUGGAAGGCUCUUUCCCCUACCACCAUGGACAGUGGUCGUGGCGAUGAAUUCGAAGGUGCCUUGAUUGCCUUGGUUCAUUUACUCAUGACACGUAAAGACAAGACCCGUGCUUUAAAAGAAGCCUUUUACCGUGCCAACAUGCCCAACGUCAUGAGUUUGUUGUCCACACUGUCUAUUUUCUUGUUGGUCAUUUACCUUCAAGGUUUCCGUGUUGAAUUGCCUGUCAAGUCCAACCGUCUUCGUGGCCAACGUGGUUCUUAUCCCAUCAAGUUGUUCUAUACAUCCAACAUGCCCAUCAUGCUUCAAUCGACCUUGACCUCUAAUAUCUUCAUGAUCUCUCAAAUGCUGUAUAAGCGAUUCACUGAUAACUUCUUGGUGCGUUUGUUAGGUACCUGGGAAGCUUUGGACGGUACUUCUCAAUUGAACGCUGUGGGUGGUAUUGCUUACUACUUGUCUGCUCCUCGUAGUUUGACAGCCGCCCUUUUAGACCCUAUUCAUACCGUGGUCUAUGUCGGUCUGAUGUUGACCACUUGUGCCUUAUUGAGCAAGACAUGGAUCGAAAUCUCAGGUGCUUCUCCACGCGAUGUCGCUCGUCAACUCAAGGACCAACAACUCGUGAUUGCCGGAUACCGCGAUACUUCCAUGUACAAAGAACUCAAGCGUGUGAUUCCUGUUGCUGCUUCCUUUGGUGGUGCUUGUUUAGGUGCUGUGUCUGUGAUUGCUGAUAUGGUCGGCGCCAUUGGUUCUGGCACAGGUAUUUUGUUGUGUGUGACCAUUAUUUUCCAAUACUUUGAAAUGUUUGCCAAGGAACAAAUGGAAGGUGGUAUGGGAUUAGAAGCCAUGAUGGCUCAAUAAAAAAAAAAAGCUUUUUUUUUCUUUAUUAUUUAAUAAAAAUA
Gilbertella persicaria is the source of this 1522-nucleotide messenger RNA. RefSeq names its product SecY subunit domain-containing protein. The record is from RefSeq and is a predicted model, not a curated record. Gene Ontology annotation, cellular component: Sec61 translocon complex; membrane. The transcript is spliced from 4 exons. Gene Ontology annotation, molecular function: signal sequence receptor activity; ribosome binding; transmembrane protein transporter activity. Bases 48 to 1481 code for a protein of 477 amino acids. Gene Ontology annotation, biological process: post-translational protein targeting to membrane, translocation; SRP-dependent cotranslational protein targeting to membrane, translocation. NCBI's taxonomy places the organism in Eukaryota, Fungi, Mucoromycota, Mucoromycetes, Mucorales, Choanephoraceae.